This is a messenger RNA of Rhinolophus ferrumequinum (greater horseshoe bat), 273 nucleotides long. It is a transcript of the gene BANF2, whose product is annotated as BANF family member 2. Lineage: Eukaryota; Metazoa; Chordata; Mammalia; Chiroptera; Rhinolophidae. Gene Ontology annotation, molecular function: DNA binding. The record is from RefSeq and is a predicted model, not a curated record. The transcript is spliced from 2 exons. The coding region runs from base 1 to 273 and encodes 90 amino acids.
AUGGAUCACAUGUCAUCCAGGCUAAGGGCCUUCCUCUCUGAACCCAUCGGAGAAAAGGAUGUUGUCUGGGUAGACGGGGUCAGCCAUGAACUCGCAAUCAAUUUGGUCACCAAAGGUUUCAACAAGGCCUACAUCCUGUUGGGACAAUUCCUCCUGAUGCACAAGAACGAAGCUGAGUUUCAGAAGUGGCUCAUUUGUUGCUGUGGCGCCACGGAGUGUGAGGCCCAGGAGAGUUCUAACUGCUUGAAGGAGUGGUGCUCCUGCUUCCUAUAA